AUUUUCUAAACCGGGACAAAGUCGGCCGUAUAAGUCUACAUAAGACAUAAAUGUCUUCUCCGGUUUAAGUCAAAACUGUGUGAUAAUGACAUAAGCCUUCUCCGGUUUAGCUCAUCACCGUUGACAAUUUCAAUCUUUGUUCCUCUUUUAUCCUCACUUUCUCAGAAGCUUCAGACACAACAGAACAUAUAAGACCUAGAGUCUCUCUGUUUCGCUUUUCAUAAAUCUUGAAGAAUAAAUGGAAAAAGCUUCAAACAGCAACAAGUCCACGAAAUUCUCGAAAAUGCUUCAAAGAGCGAUGUCAAUUGGUCACAGUGCGGCGCCGUUUAGUCCACGGAGAGAUUUUCAUCAGCACCGUACGACUUCGACGGCGAACAGAGGAAUCUUCUUCUCCAGUCCGUUGGUUCCUACGGCUGCUAGAGUUAGGAGAAAUACAAAAUACGAAGCCGUUUUUGCCGAACCCACUUCGCCUAAAGUCUCCUGCAUCGGUCAGGUCAAACUCGCUAGACCUAAAUGUCCGGAGAAGAAGAACAAAGCACCUAAGAAUCUCAAAACGGCAUCGUCUUUAUCGUCUUGUGUUAUUAAAGAAGAAGACAAUGGAAGCUUUUCGAAACUAAAGCGUAUCUUCUCAAUGAGAAGUUAUCCGUCGAGAAAAUCCAACUCCACUGCCUUCGCAGCCGCCGCAGCGAGAGAACAUCCAAUCGCGGAGGUUGAUGCGGUUACGGCAGCGCCUUCAUUGGGUGCAAUGAAGAAAUUCGCGAGCAGUAGAGAAGCUCUCGGUGGAUUUGAUUGGACGGUCCAGAUGAAACGUGAGAAAGAAGAUGUAAUGAUUCCAUGCUCUGUGGGUAUACCUCUAACUCAGCUAGAGGAUUUGAGUUUGUGUCCGAAGCCAAAGAGUGAAGUUAAUUUGUGGAAGAGAAGAACCAUGGAUCGACCAAAACCACUUCAAGUAAUUAAGUAAAAGCUCCUUCUUGAAUUUUCUUCGUUGCCUUUUCUAUGUCCAUUUGUUUUAUGUGUCGGAAUUUCGUGGCUGCCACGAUGCUACGUUACUACGUACUAAGUCUGAGUUUUGUGAAUAGACUGAAAAAGACAGAAAUAAUUCAACGUGUGAAUAGAUCAAAACGUUUUUUUCUUCUGUCUAGACUUUUCUAAAUAGCAUUUUUUGUCCGGAUAUGAUAACGAAAGAUUUGAGAUCCAGAUGCAUACUCUCUUACCUAACCAUCUCUAUGCAUACCAAAACCGGACACAAAAAUACCAAAU
This is a messenger RNA of Arabidopsis thaliana (thale cress), 1260 nucleotides long. RefSeq names its product syringolide-induced protein. The coding region runs from base 239 to 961 and encodes 240 amino acids. The transcript has a single exon. Lineage: Eukaryota; Viridiplantae; Streptophyta; Magnoliopsida; Brassicales; Brassicaceae. The record is from RefSeq and is marked reviewed.